AUGACCCUCAGCUCGGAGCUGGCGCCGCUGAAGGAGGAGGCGAGCGGCGGCGGCGGCGGCGGCGACGACGCGGCGGGCUCGGACGAUGCCCUCGACGGCGGCGGCGACCGCGUGGGCGCGUUAGGUCGGCCGCCGCGGCCGCUCGAUCACGCGAUGACCGUGGACAGCAUGGGGUUGAGCGCGAUGGCGGCGUCGCUGCCGAACGGGAACGGACUCGUCGGGUCUUGGGGGAGGGAGAGAGGGAAGUCGCCGCUCGGGGACGACGGCGGCGGCGGCGGCGGCGGCGGCGGCGGAGGCGUCGUCGCGCGCGUGUCGCGCGACGCGAAGACGUUGAGCGGGAACCCGAUCAUGGGGUUCAACAUCGAUCCGAACGCGCGAGACCUGAUGAAGAAGAAGGUUGACUACUCGCGCAGGGCGUCGAUAGACGUCCACCCGGGGAGCGGGGCGUGA
This is a messenger RNA of Micromonas pusilla CCMP1545, 450 nucleotides long. RefSeq lists its product as uncharacterized. The transcript has a single exon. The record is from RefSeq and is a predicted model, not a curated record. Bases 1 to 450 code for a protein of 149 amino acids. Lineage: Eukaryota; Viridiplantae; Chlorophyta; Mamiellophyceae; Mamiellales; Mamiellaceae.